AUGAAUAUACUUUUUUUUUGUCCAGAUUUUCAAACUUUCGGUAAACCGAACGAUUUAGACGCCAGAAACAGAUUUUUGAACAAAUUGUCGAAAAUUUACAUCGUCUACCAUUCCACUAUUAUCAGUUUUAUGGUGAUUUCAUCCUUGUUCUACAUACCGCAAUGCAAGGAAAACAACAUAGUUAAAAACCAAAAGGAAGUCUGUGGACUACCGGCACUCACAUGGUUGCCAUUUAAUUUUGAUGUAGUACCAUUCAAGCAAAUCGUUUAUCUUUACCAAGUAUAUUCAGUUUUGAUAGUUUAUCAGACAGCCGGGUUAUUGUCGUUUUUUAUGUUUGCAACUUUGGAACACCUCGUUCUCCGUUUCAACCAUGUUGGCGAUAUGUUCGUUGAAACUCUAUCCGAAAAAAAUCCAGUAAUUAGAAGACAAAAGUUCAUAGUAGCAGUAAAAUAUCACCAGGCAGUCAUCGAGAUGGGCAAUUUGGUAAACCGGUGUUUCAGCCCCUGUAUGAUGGUGCACAUCAGUUUAACCGGUCCUUUUAUAGGAGUAGCGGCGUAUACCUUUCUUACGAAAAUUCCGCUAGAUACCACCGCCCUGAUGAUUGGUUGGAUGAUAUCGACGUUUACAGUUUGUCAAGGAGGGCAAAGACUAAUGGAGGCUAGCUUGAACAUCGGUAAUAUUAUGUAUAAAGUGGAUUGGUACAAUUUAGAGGCAGAUUUACAAAAAGAUUUGCUGCUAGUUAUCAUCAGAAGCAGAAAACCAGUAUAUUUACGGGCUGGACCUUUUGGUCCUAUCACUUAUAGCACUAUAUCGACGAUUUUGAAAACGUCAUAUUCUUACGUCACUUUGUUACUACAAACUAUGUAACUGCGGCUGCUGAUGACCUCACCUACCUAUAUUGUUGAAAUGUUUGGA
Psylliodes chrysocephalus is the source of this 915-nucleotide messenger RNA. NCBI's taxonomy places the organism in Eukaryota, Metazoa, Arthropoda, Insecta, Coleoptera, Chrysomelidae. The record is from the annotation of a GenBank genome assembly.